CUGAUUGAUUGCCCGUCGUUUCUUCUGUCAAACGAACUCCGCUCGUCGUCCUUUUUUUCCUGCUUCUUUCUCCCAUCCGGUUUUUUUUUCGACAAAGUCUCGUCCUCCUUCUCCUCACCCCCGUUCUCGUCCCCUUUUUCCUCUUCUUCCUCCAUUCAGUCGUCGUUGACCCGCCAUCGCGCCUUUCCUCAAUCGCCCCCUCCCGGACCCGCGUCUUUGUGCGCGCGCGCGCCUCCUUGCAGUAGUAGCAGCAGCACUACCAUCGCUAUCAACCCUGCAAACAACCCCCCCUUUCCUUUCAGACUCCAUCAGCAAUGGCGCGAACCAAGGAAGACGCAAAGGCAGCCUCCGCCACCGCCUCCGCCGCCACCACCGCCGAGCCCCCCCGCCGGGGUCGUGGCCGACCCAAGGGCAGCGGCAAGUCAGACGGAGUGAAGAAGGCCUACGUGCCCACCGGCCGCCCGCGCGGUCGCCCUCCCGGCAGCGGCAAGAAGAAGGCGGCAGCGACUAGCCGGGCAGCCAAGGUCGCGUCUGGCACCGGCCGUCCGCGCGGCCGCCCCCCGGGCAGCGGAAAGAAGCAGUUGGCUGCUGCCGCCGCCGCCGCCGGUGAAGACACGACGACGAACGGGAACGCGACGCCCACGCCCAAGACGGCCGCGGGACGGCGCGGCGCCGCUCGCAAGUCGGAUGCCGACCUGACCGCCUCGACCGCCAGCAAGCGAGGGGGGCGCGGAGCCCGUGGCCGAAAGUCUGCCGGCUCCGCGAGCGAGACCCCCGACGACGAGGCUCGCGCCGCAGACGCUUCGUCCGACAAGGCCGAGGAAGGUGACGAAGACGCCGGCGACGACGAGCAAGACGAGAAGAUGGAUGUGGAAUCCGGAGAGGUCGGUGCCCAACAACCGCCGUCGCCCUGGAUCGCCGGGCUCAAGAACAUGUUUCGCUGAUGGCUUUUUCUUCUCCUUUUUUCUGUCUGUGCAGGGCUCCGGAUCCGAAGAAGAAGAAGAAGAAUAAAAAAACAAAAGAGGACACGCGACAUGCGACUGACGGCUUGACACCGCGGGCCCUCUUCACCCCCCUUUUUCCACGAACCCGCAUGCACACACGAGUUCGGCACCGGACGGACGGGGAGGUAGGCGUGUACGAGACGAAGAAACACGGCAUCGUAUCGUACCCGCGCAACAUCGGGAUCCAGCAACAGGGUCGGCUUCGAAGGGAUGGAUGGGCCGCCGCAAUUGGGAUGGGGGAUUGUUAUUUUUUUGGGACAAGGCUACUAUUCAGUUUCCUUGGUUGGCGCUGACUGGGAUGCGCUGGGCGGGCGUCGUUUACGCGUCGUGUACUAUUAUGCGCUGCCCUUGCUGUCCAUUGAUGAUCCCUUUUUUCUUUGGGGGUACCAAAGCAAGAUGAUGAGGUAUCGUGUCAUG
Messenger RNA from Purpureocillium takamizusanense, 1421 nucleotides. RefSeq lists its product as uncharacterized. The coding region runs from base 315 to 944 and encodes 209 amino acids. The transcript has 2 exons. NCBI's taxonomy places the organism in Eukaryota, Fungi, Ascomycota, Sordariomycetes, Hypocreales, Ophiocordycipitaceae. The record is from RefSeq and is a predicted model, not a curated record. Gene Ontology annotation, cellular component: chromatin; nucleus. Gene Ontology annotation, biological process: regulation of DNA-templated transcription. Gene Ontology annotation, molecular function: DNA binding.